AACAGAUGUUGAGAUCAGCCUGUUCGAAAGUGUCCAUCUUUAUCACUGAUGUGCGAUACUUGCAUUGGCCGGAUCGAAAAUGAUCUGUGGAAUGGGAUAUAAGACUACCGAUAAUGCAUAGAACAUUUUAAAGGGAGACCAUAUCUUUACGAUCUUUUGAAGCUUAUAUCAAUGUUUGCUGCGGCUUAUUGAAUUCGAAAACCUCUUUUCACUGACGCACUUACAAACGCGGGCAUUUCGCAUCCUGCGUUGCUCGCUCCUACAAUUAAAACCUCAUUUGUCGAUGCUGGUUGUUAUCGUCUAUAGAUCAUGACACCAGACGAUGUAACAUAUGCAUUUAUACUUGUCAUCUCAUUACUCAUUGGACCAUUUAUUCAAAAAUGCGGAAAAGCCCGACCGUGGUGUUCAGCAACUGUUGGAUUUUUGAUGGUUUUGUUUGCUUCAGGAAAAGCUAUAUGGCAUUCACUACUUACGUCAUCCGUCUUCACGCUGACUUGCCUCAUUUUCCCUGCUAGAUUCUUACAUUACAUUACUGUUGUAUGGUGCUUUGGUUAUUUGGCAUUCUUCCGAAUGUGCCAUCACUUUGGAUUCAACCAACCUACUCCAAUAACAAGUAUGGUCCAACUCUUGUUAGUUUUACGUCUGAUCGGUGCAUCAUUUGAAAUUAGUGAUAGCUGGCGAAUAGACAAACAACUACUGAGUUCUGGUAUACAACCACAGGAUAAAAGUAAUCUUCAAUUACUGAAAAUGUACAAGUCUGUUAAACCAUCUCCCUUGAUGAUCAUGUCGUACGCUUACAGUUAUAUCGGUCUGUUUACAGGUCCCUAUUAUAAACUCAGAACAUUUGAAGAUUUCUGUAAUUGGGAUUCGGCAGUGUCGAUAAUUAAUGAAGAGCCACUUUCUCAACAUCUGCAAGAAGCACCUCCAUUCGGUGUGGCUUAUCUAAUAUUGUCUCAUUUUUUCACUGUUGAUUAUGUCCGCACUACUGAGUUCUAUGCUCGGCACUUCUGUUACCGAUUAUUUUACAUGGUGAUAAUAUUCUUCACGUUUCGAAUGCGUAUAUAUUUCGCCUGGAAGAUGGCUGAAUGUGUGUGCAUGUCAGCUGGAUUAGGUUUAUAUCCCAAAUUAUCUGAGCCAAAAAAAGGUGAAGGACCAACGAAUCUUUGUGCACUAAAUUUAUAUAAACAGCAACAAGAAGAAAAUAAUGUGAAAUUGAACACAAUGAAUUCGUCGAAUCACUGUCCCAAUAUUCAUGGUGCCCAUACUCUUAAUCCCAUGUAUCAUUCCAAUUUGAAAAAGAAACCAAGUAGUGAAAUAAAACCACAAACUACUAUAAUGUAUAAUUACAAUACAAUAUCUAAUAUAAGUGUAUGGGGUUGUGAAUUCGCUCCCACAGUACGAGAAUCAAUGAAGUCAUGGAACUGUUCUGUGCAGUACUGGUUGGCUUCUUAUUUUUAUAAACGCUGUAAUGCUCCACGAAACAUACGGACUCUGUGGACAAUGCUGGUUAGCGCCUAUUGGCAUGGUGUACACGCUGGUUAUUAUUUAUCAUUUUUAACUAUCCCAUUGGCAUUAACUGCUGAGUCAAGUUUAAAAAGCAUAGUAGGCUUGUGUGAAAAUAAUCUGCCUACUGGUAGUGUAUCAUUUUUAUCAUGGUUAUUAAAAAUGCGCGUAUUUGAAUACUGUUCAAUGGGAUUUUUAAUAUUAGACUGGCAAACAACAAUAGCCUAUUGGUCAAGCAUCUAUUAUUGUAUUCAUAUUAUUCUAAUUACACUUAUUCUUUUUGAAUUAUUUCUUCGUCUUGUAUUACCAUCUAGAGCAUUCAAUUUAGCAUCAUCAUCGUCGUCUUCAUUGAAAUUCUCUUCUGCAUCAGAUUUCACUGUUAACAACUCAUCUAGUCAUCAAACUGCUAAUCUUCAAUCUAGUCAACACUUUGUUAACAAAUUCAAGAAAUAAAGUUACCCUGUUAACUGCAAUUGUCAUUGUAUAACUAGUGUUAUUUAGAUGAACUGUUUCAUCUGUUAAAAACUUUACUUCACAAUCAAAGUUUACGUUUACUUUCAUUGUUAUUUGUAGUAUUAUAACCUUAAAUACUUUCUCCACCUUCAAAAUACUAUAUUCUAUCGUUCAGUUUUGUUCUUUUCUCUGUGUUUACGUCGUAUCUUCAUUCUAACCUUAUUAUCCAUUGCUUGCUAUUACCUUAUGUUUGUUGAAGUCGGCUGAUUUUACUAUCUAGUCCAAUUGCAUCUAUAUGUUGUCCUUCUUUUCACUUGAUACAACUCAAUGCGUGUAUUAGCCUUGAGAAAGAAAUUUUUGUACAAUCAUUAUCCAGUCUAGUCUCUUCUCUGUCCCACCCAUGAACGUAUAUCCAAUUAACUAAUCUUCAGUAAAAUGUUGAUCAGAAUUCGUGAUACAAAUUAUAUCUUUGUUCUCUAUACAAUGUUUCCUUUGUUAUUGUUGUUUAUAGAGGUGCAAUUUGUUUUGUGUUUAUUUUAAGUUACUACUUUUCGUCAUCAGUAGCUUAUACUGAAAUGUCAGCGUAGUUAGAGAACAGAAGUGAAUUCAAGAAAUGCUUUUUUGUGUUAUUUAUUUAUUGAGCCGUUUAAUGAGUGACAGUCUAUUUUUUUUUAGAUUCUUUUGGUCAGUUAAUCUGUGCAACAAUCAACCUCGAUUCACUUCAUCUGACUUUAUUGUUAUUAUUAUUGCUUUCCUUCCUAAAUUUCCAGUUUACUUUUUACUUCGGUUUUGACAUCUACAAUUAUUUCAGACUACUACACACCAGACACAAUGAAUGGUGAAAAAUAUACGCAUACAUAUUAUUACGUGAUAGUUUACUUAUAGAACGAUAACCAUUUUCCUUUUUUUUCACCGAAAUUUAUGCAUUACUGUAUAUUUCUAAAACUAAUUGCGUGUUUGAACAGAUUGUCUUAAUCAAAUACAUGACACAUUCAAAUUAUAAAUUAGUGUUGUUUUUAGCCAUCUUUAACGGAUGAACUA
Molecule: messenger RNA, 2997 nt
Organism: Trichobilharzia regenti
Lineage: Eukaryota; Metazoa; Platyhelminthes; Trematoda; Strigeidida; Schistosomatidae
Source: the annotation of a GenBank genome assembly